Messenger RNA from Rhodotorula toruloides NP11, 1404 nucleotides. RefSeq lists its product as uncharacterized. The transcript has 3 exons. Bases 1 to 1404 code for a protein of 467 amino acids. The record is from RefSeq and is a predicted model, not a curated record. Lineage: Eukaryota; Fungi; Basidiomycota; Microbotryomycetes; Sporidiobolales; Sporidiobolaceae.
AUGGCUGUCUCGAACCCGUCUACUGCUCUCGCUUCUUCCUGGUUCGACGAGCAGUCGAUGCAGACCAUUCGCAACCGCGCUGCCCGCGAUGAGCAGCUGAACCGUAUCCAGAAGCAUCAGAAGGCGCUGCACACGGACUACUGGGGUCAGCCGAACGGCCGCAUCACCGGCGGUGUUCUGCAUCUCGCCUACCUCGCGGACGAGUCUGACCAGCUCGACCCGCCCUUCCCCGACCUCGUCAGGGCCGAGUACGAACGGAUCGAUGCUGCUCUCGAGGUCUAUGUCGGAGCGACUGGCCACACCGUCGGCGGCUUCCUCAUCUACGGACAGUCGGGCGCUGGCAAAUCUCGCUCCCUGCGGUACCUGAAGGCGCUCAAGUUUGAGCGCAAGGAGCCCGUCAUCGUGACCGAAACAGGUCGCGACGACUUUGACCUCUUCUGCGAGGAGGGCGCUUUCUUCGACAUUCCGCUCAACCUGCUCAAGACACGCGACAUCGUCCCGCUCCGACCCAUUCUUGUGCUCGUCGAUGUUGAUCCCUGCAGACCUGAGCAGCCAUUGCCACACGUCUUCAACCGCCGGAUCAAGAACAUCGUCACCUGCUUUGCGACCUCCCCAAGACAGGACAGGUAUCAAGGCCAGUUGCGCAAUUUCCUGAGGAUCGCCUUUUGGGUCAUCGAUCUCUGGCCUGACAACGAGCUCGAAGCCUUCACCGCUCAUUGCCAAGUCCCGAGCACUCGCUUUGCUUCCUCGCCUCGCGUGUACCUGACGCCGAAGGAGCGUCCCUCUUGCCCGGAGACACAUCUGCCGCCGUACUCCGAGGUCGUGCCGCCGCCACAACCGGAGGAUCUGGACAAGCUUUUCCAGCUUCCGAUGCGUCGUGUGACGCCGGGUAGCUCUGUCGCGCCGAGUUCGGCAUCAGAUGCAUCAGCCCAGACGGCGGGAGGGCCGACGCAAGCCGACGAGGCAACCAGGACGCACAUGCCUUCGCUCUUCCUCCCCGAAGUCAGUACAGCUCCCCCGUCCUACGCUCCAUCAAGCGGCAACUUUUAUACGUUCAACGACUACAUCCUCUACAUGGGUCGCACUGUUGGAGAUGCGUACAAGUACCUCAGCGACGGCAUGUACCGCAAGUCGUCGGAUCUGCGCCGGGACAUCUUUCCGACGCUUGACUUCCAUAGGACGCUAAACGUCCUGUAUGAAGCUCGGACGUACAAGCCGAGUGCGCCCGCAUGGAUCCUGGGCAUGCCGGUCGCCUUGCAGCCCCGAGGCUUCGACCUUGUGUUUCUCGAGGUGCCGACGCCGGGCGUGCCUCGUCCGAAUGCGGGCAUGCCAAACUCCACCGUCAUCCCUGCGUCGGCGGCGGUUCAGGAGUGGUUCCGCAAAGAGUUGGAAGCGGCGAAGUGA